Molecule: messenger RNA, 1737 nt
Organism: Bubalus bubalis (water buffalo)
Lineage: Eukaryota; Metazoa; Chordata; Mammalia; Artiodactyla; Bovidae
Product: collagen alpha-1(III) chain-like
Exons: 5
Coding region: 1-1737 (578 amino acids)
Source: RefSeq, a predicted model, not a curated record
AUGAGGGAACUACACAGGGUGAGCACCAAGGGAGCAGGCUCCACCAAGAAGCACGAGCACAAAGAGCCGGGCGUGCCAGGAGCGGGGUGUGGCCCGGGACUCGACGCGCUGCAGCGGGCGAGCGGGAAGACCCGGGGAGAGGGGGUCGGGAAGGCGCUCACCGGGGAGGGAAACCCGACCGAUAGGCCGACCGACCGUCCCGCCCCGCCCGCGGCGAGGAUGCCUGAUCGCGCGCACACCCUCAGUCCACGAAGGUCACAGCGCGCCGCCGCCACCCCCGCCCGCCCCGGCGGCCCCGGGAGCCUGGCCGGGGACCCCCGGCCAGGCCACACCGGGGACGGCCGACGCGCCCUCGGCGUCAGUCCGUCCACCUGCCCCAGAGGGGCGGGGGAUGCCCGGCGGCGAGGACACGGCGACCGGCCCGCGGGGGACAGACCGGGGACCCAACCCGCGCUCGGGCGAGCGCACCUGAGCGGGUGGGCGCGGCGGGGGGAAGAUCACGAGAGCUCCCCCUCGUCCAGCACGCGACGGCGGCGGCGGACAGGCGGCGGCGAAACGGGCAGCGGAUCGGGACCGCGGCGGGCCCGGGAAGCGAGACACACCAGGGCGCGGCCCCGGGGAGCGGCAGACGGCGAGCGGACUGAGGCGGACGGACAGACGGAGAAGGGCACCGACGGGGUGCGGCCACGCGAGGCCAACGCCACGGAACGGGCGGUGGAGGCGGGGUGGCCGCGCGCCACCGCGAGGGGCAGGGCUCAAGGCGACCCGUGGGCGGGGGAAACGCGAGUCAGCCGCCGGGGCCCACCGCGGGAUCUCACCGCCAGAGGCCUCCCAGCACAGGGGCGGUCCCACGGCACGCCCGGGACGACGGACUGGCGCCCCCGACACCCUCACGGGGGCUCACGCCCACCGCCACCGACACACACCCGAGAGCCGCAGCCGGCCGGGGAGAACGCUCUCCCGCCGCGUACCGGCGUCCCCCAUGGCCCUCACACGCGCAAUCCUGCUGUGCCAGGCUCCCCGCCCUGCCCCCUUUCUCAGGGCUCCGAGGGCACUGCUCUGCCCGGGGAGGCCACCGGCGGACGGAGGCCCAGGGACGACACCCACGUGAGGCGAGGCCGGCUCGAUCCCAGACAGGGGAAGGGAACGCUGACGGUCGCACGCGCGGGACGAGGAGGAAGGCCGGCAGCGGCGGGGACGGGCCGGAAAGCACGCACAGCGGGGGCCGUCCGGAGACCAGAGAACACCGGGACACGGCCUGGCCGCCAGGAAAACCAGCGCGGGAUCCCAACGCCACUCACACAAGAGGGCGGUCCUGAGACGCCUGGGACGCCUGCCGGUCCAGGCCAUCCCCAGAGCGGGCCCCCACGACCCGGCCCCGCCGCCAGGUCUGAUCCCGAGGCUCAACAUCCUGGGGACACGCUCUCGAGCGAGGCGGCCCAGACCGUGCCUGCACGCCGCCACCGGCUGUGCGAUAGGCUCCUCCUCACCACGGCUGCGGGACUAGGGAAGCUGGGGACGACGGGACGUCGCGCCCCCCACCCCUUCCCCCUGGGCUCACACACGGCGCACACAUGUCCCCACACUUGCAGGACGCCCGUCGGGGCCCAGCAGGACCCUCCCCCCAACUCUGGAGUGGUCAUGUAUGGAUGUUCUCUGGAGCAGCAACAUGUUGCCCAGAUUUUUUUAAAAGUCUCAGUGGCCUCCAUGCAUCUAAAGCAUAAUGGAUUGCAUUAG